GACAACACGGGUCGUCGUUUUCUGCCUUCACUCUUUCGUAUCGCCGUCUGGUUAAAUAUCCACCGUCGGCGAGGAUCGGUUUGUUCGGUAUAUCCCAAAGUGACGACCGAAUAAGACGAUCGACCAUCGACGAGAUUAGUGCCAAUCUCGAUCCAAUACGAGGGUGUUUUCUAUCGGUUAGAACGAGGUAACGAGACCAAAGAUGAGGGCGUAUUUGGGAUACACGUUCGCUGGCACCGCCACGGCAACCAUCACCGUCUUAGUUUUGUAUCACGUAUUGACUGGCAAGGGAGAGCGAGUCAGUAUAGCAUGGUUCCUCGAGGAAACCUCGCCAUACAUGUGGGCAACCACUGGCAUUGGUCUGACGGUUGCUCUGUCCGUCGUAGGAGCUGCGAUGGGUAUUCAUACCACCGGAACAUCAAUAGUUGGCGGUGGUGUCAAAGCUCCACGUAUAAAGACGAAAAACUUGAUUUCCGUUAUAUUCUGUGAGGCUGUGGCUAUCUACGGUCUAAUCACUGCCAUUGUGCUGUCUAACUCCGUUGAAGAAUUCUCUGUCGUAAACAUGACAGAUUCUCAAAGAGCUAACAAUUGGCUGGCCGGCUAUAUAAUGUUUGGAUCUGGUACUGCUGUGGGGCUUGUAAAUUUGGUCUGCGGUAUAGCUGUCGGCAUUGUAGGUUCAGGAGCAGCUAUUUCAGACGCCGCUAAUGCCUCCCUCUUCGUCAAGAUCCUCAUUAUUGAGAUUUUUGGUUCUGCCAUCGGUCUCUUUGGUUUGAUCGUCGGUAUUUACAUGACGUCAAGGAUAACGAUGGGGUAAUUCGAAAUGCAGAUGUGAAAUAUGCCAAAGGUCUUUAUCACGGCCAAAUGUGGCGUAUAAACGAUAUCAGCAAUUAUGUAUAUACAAAUAUGUGUAUAAAAACGUAUAUAUUACCUAUAUGCAUACACAAACCCAUGAAAUACGUCUCAAUAUAACUUUCAAAUGAA
Diprion similis is the source of this 981-nucleotide messenger RNA. Its product is annotated as V-type proton ATPase 21 kDa proteolipid subunit-like. NCBI's taxonomy places the organism in Eukaryota, Metazoa, Arthropoda, Insecta, Hymenoptera, Diprionidae. Bases 203 to 814 code for a protein of 203 amino acids. Gene Ontology annotation, molecular function: proton-transporting ATPase activity, rotational mechanism. Gene Ontology annotation, cellular component: proton-transporting V-type ATPase, V0 domain. Gene Ontology annotation, biological process: proton transmembrane transport. The transcript is spliced from 5 exons. The record is from RefSeq and is a predicted model, not a curated record.